AUGAGCACUACUUCAAACCCAUUUCUUAUUUCUUGGUGGCCGCUUGCUCUGGGCGAUCCGGCUCUCUUUCAUGUUUCUUUGCAGACAGCAUGCCUUGACGAAGAGUUGUUGGCACAAAAGGGCUUCCAAUCAUCUGAGCUCCUCAUGGCUGAUUCUGUCGCUUUGCUACGGCGCAAAGUUGAAAAUAUGUCACUGGCUGUGCAAGAUGGAACUAUGAACUCCGUCAUUACAUUAGCAGCAAUUGAAUUUGGCAAAGGGAACGUUGAUGUCAGCCAGAUGCAUGUUGACGGGGUUAAGAAGCUAGUAAAUAUGAGAGGCGGUAUCAAUUCAGUGAGGCAGACCAGUCCACUUACUGCGCGAAUGGUCAGCUGGGUUUCAAUGCUUAUAAUGGGCUAUCCUCAAUUCGAGACCCAAGAUGAUGUAGGCCUUGGAGAUGGUAUACCUUGCAUCCCGGAAUGGCAACUGGACGCAACCGCCCUUGACGAUUUAUCCGGAUUCAAUAAUCUCGACAUAGACUACGACGUCUGGAAUGUCUUCAUACGCCUCCGCAGUGUGCUAGAACGAUCACAAAGAGCGCCUUUCUCAUCAACACAACUUCAUGACCUCACAUGUUUUGUUAUACACCGACUCCUCCUCUCUGCCCCGAACAUGGAAACCGCCCAACCGUCACCAAUCACAGAGUCUCUGCGCUACGCAAUUAUACUAUAUAUGCUCAUCAUUCAGGGGCCAACAUACUACUCACAUGCAGUCAUUAUGAAUACAAUGGUCACUCGGUUCGUGGAAUGCUUCAAACAACUAGAAUCAACACCUCGUGUGUAUGAUUCCCUGGACGUUUGGCUUAUUUCAAUCGGACUGUUGACUUCUGCAAAUACAAUUCACUACCAGUGGUUUGUUGAGAGGGCACAGAUCGUCUCGGCGUAUCUGCAGCUGCGUGAUUUCAAUGAUGCUCUGGUUCAAAUUAAGAGUGUCUUGUGGCUGGAAGCACCCCAGGGUGAUGAGAACUUUCGGUCCCACUGGGAUAGUAUUUUAUAUGUUGAAAAUACGCUAGAGUCUUUGCAACUCACGUUCAGCGUUUCGCCGAGCAGGAGUAGUGCCGAGCUCUUAUGA
Messenger RNA from Penicillium verhagenii, 1107 nucleotides. RefSeq lists its product as uncharacterized. NCBI's taxonomy places the organism in Eukaryota, Fungi, Ascomycota, Eurotiomycetes, Eurotiales, Aspergillaceae. The transcript is spliced from 3 exons. The record is from RefSeq and is a predicted model, not a curated record. Bases 1 to 1107 code for a protein of 368 amino acids.